GGGGGCGUGUUGCGCACGUUCUUGCUGAAGUUGGGCAGCUUUGCAGAUUGAGAAGGGAGGCACGGAGGUACACUGAGGAGACCUCAUUCAGGUGUUUAGAGGAGUUGGCAGUGGACAUGCCCAGGCCUGUAUACCAUCAUUGACACCGGGAUUCAUCUCUUUACCGGGUUUAAGUGCGCAAAAUGAACGGAACAGCGGACAUCUGCAACCACUGUCGGAACAUGAUAAGAGUGAAGGAAAAAGGAAUGAAGAUGUCAAGACGUAUAUCAACAGGACCAAGUUCAUUUAUUCCAGAAAAUGAGAUCAUAGAAGCUGCGCCCCUGAGUGACCCCUCAGCGAUGUACUUGGAUGAAGAGUAUAAUGGGCGUGUCGAUAACCUGACACAGGUGAUGGGGCUCCACCCACAUUACCUGCAAGCCUUCCUGCGGUGUCACUAUUACCUCCUGAGGAUGGACGGCCCCCUACCACUCCACUACAGACAUUACAUCGCUAUAAUGGCCGCGGCACGACAUCAAUGUUCGGCGCUGGUGUGUCAGCACGUGCAGGAGUUUGAGCAGAUAGGCGGGUGUUCUGAUUGGCUGAGAGGUUUGGAGUUCUGCCCGCAGCGGCUUCGCAACCUCAAUGAGAUCAACAAAAUCCUUGCGCACAGACCGUGGCUUAUUACCAAGCAACAUAUACAGGCUCUGGUGAAGACAGGGGAACACAGCUGGUCUUUGGCCGAGCUGGUUCAUGCGGUCGUCCUCCUGGCUCACUUUCAUGCCUUGUCUAGUUUUGUAUUUGGUAGCGGUGUCAACCCUGACCCUGAGGUCACAGAUGUCAGCGGCGUUUCGAAUGACCUUUGCCCCCCGGCUAUGGCGAGUUUGUGCACCUGCCACCUAUCAAACAGCAACCAGGCCAACAAAAACUCUCAGCGUAACGCUGGGAGUGAACUAGAAGCUCUGAUGGAGAGAAUGAAGCGACUGCAGGAGGAGAGAGAAGAUGAUGAUGCGUCAGAAGAGGAGAUGUUCACACGCUUCGAAAAAGAGAAGAAGGAGAGUCUUCUGGUUGUGUCUGCAGAGUUCGACGAGGAGGUUGUGCAUCCCUCUCCAGUGGCUCGGUUUGUGGACGACUCGUCGUUUGGAUACCAGGACUUUGCACGACAUGCAGAAGACAACCCACCCACCUUUAAAGCACAGGACUACUCAUGGGAGGAUCAUGGUUUCUCUCUGGUGAACAGGUUGUACUCUGACAUCGGCCACCUGUUGGACGAUAAGUUCAGAACCGCAUGUGACCUGACCUACUACAACAUGGCCAGUCACGAAGGGGUGGACACUAGUAUGCUGCGUAGGGCGUUGUUCAACUACGUCCACUGUAUGUAUGGAAUUAGGUAUGAUGAUUAUGACUACGGGGAAGUAAAUCAGCUGUUGGAACGGAGUCUGAAGGUUUACAUUAAAACGGUGACUUGUUACCCAGAGAGAACCACACGUCGCAUGUACGAAAGCUACUGGCACCAGUUCAGACAUUCAGAGAAGGUUCACGUGAAUUUGCUUCUCAUGGAGGCCCGAAUGCAGGCAGAAUUACUGUAUGCUUUGAGAGCUAUUACCCAUUAUAUGACCUGACAAAUCUGACUUUAUAUCCAUGACUCAUCUAAUCCAAAUUCACCCAAUAUAUGAGGGCUUUCAGAUUAUUGUAGGAUAAAUCGUCCUUGUGACUCAACCAAUCAGACUGAAUAAUUUUGAUUCGGAAAGCCACCUAAGACGAUGGCGGCGAUUCACAUAAAACAAGAUUGUUGGAGGGGAUGGGUCAUACAAAUCCCAACAUAAAAAUAGACUCGGCCGAUUAAGACUUGACCUGACCCCUGAACAGCGCAUGACAUCAUGACUUGACAAAUCACAUUUUAACGUGCAAUAUUUUCUCAUUGAAAACUCAUUUAUACUGUAAGCUAAAAUACUGGAGGAUUGUGUGUACAUCCUUCUUAAAGAAACCUUUUUUUUUGCACAUCUGAGAAAAUAAGUUUUCGAUAUACUGUUUUUUUUUGUUGUGUAAAUCACCAUAAAUGUUAACAACUGAAUGUGAGACUCCGGUGUGGAGUAAACUGCUUAAGAUGAUAAGACUUUUAUUUUGUUUUAAAGCUUUGUGCCUUUUUACAUUCUUUAAUGUACUUUAUUCACUUGUUCGUAAUGAAUGUAUUGUUUUUUUUUUCAGAUCAAUUUAGUUUGGUUUAGUUGUUUACUUUAAACCUAAAGCUUUUGUAGCGUUAACAGUGCACUAUCAGUCCUUUAAUAGUUUCUAUCAUUCUCAGUGUUAUACUUUAAAUAGCAACAUUUGUUUUACUUUAUACGUUGCAAACUUUUAAGAAUUUAGUUUCUAUAGGACUUUCAAUACUAAUUACACCUUGCGACUUAAUUUCAGUGCGAGUGUGUGCGCGUGAGAUUCAUGUAGCAUAUCUUCUGUAUGUAUAGACCCUUUUACAGCUAACGUGAUCAAAUAGCCUGCGCGUGCAUUUUGGCAACGGAAGUGAUGUUGUUCCCCAGUGGUUCUAGCAACUACAAAGCUGUGUUAAAAAAGUUGAUAGUCACAUUUUUAAAAUAACUUUCUCUGUGUUGCUUCACUGCUGAUUCUUGCUAUACUUCAGUUGCCAAAAUGCGCGCACAUACGUUGCCACGUCAUCAUUGUGUACAAACACUAAAAGGGUCUAUAGGACAAAGUAUUUGCACAUCCGUUACCCAUCUCUCCAUGUGCGUGUGCCUCCGUGAAAGAAAACGGCACACACAGGCAUGUAGGAGUACUACUAAUUACUUUUGAUGCGAUCAUUGCGUUCCAUCAAAAAAAAAAUCUUUUGUUUGUCACUUUAGGAAUCAUACAUAUUUGCACAAAUCUAAUCAAGGUGCAGCAUUGGUUUCCUUUUAAAAUCUGAUAAGGUUGUCUGACAAUAAAAAAAAAAAAGAUAUGCUCUAUAGAAGAGACAAAGUGUUGCCUUAUACAUGUUUAGAAAUCCAGGUUUAGUGUCAUUGAAGUGCCUCUCAAAUGAAGUUGACAUUUCAAAAUAAGUUGCCAUAUAUUGGUGUUUGAUGCAUUUGAUGCUUGUAAAAGUUGUGCAGGUGACUAAGAUGCAUUUAUUUUCUUUGGAUUCAUCUGGCAUUGCAUCUCUAGUGUCCCUACACAGAACUGUAUUUCAAUAAAGGUUUUAAACAAA
Messenger RNA from Paramisgurnus dabryanus, 3175 nucleotides. It is a transcript of the gene sesn3, whose product is annotated as sestrin 3. The record is from RefSeq and is a predicted model, not a curated record. Gene Ontology annotation, molecular function: L-leucine binding; oxidoreductase activity, acting on peroxide as acceptor. Gene Ontology annotation, cellular component: nucleus. NCBI's taxonomy places the organism in Eukaryota, Metazoa, Chordata, Actinopteri, Cypriniformes, Cobitidae. Gene Ontology annotation, biological process: regulation of response to reactive oxygen species; cellular response to L-leucine; negative regulation of TORC1 signaling.